Poecile atricapillus (Black-capped chickadee) is the source of this 4547-nucleotide messenger RNA. It is a transcript of the gene KBTBD12, whose product is annotated as kelch repeat and BTB domain containing 12. The coding region runs from base 183 to 2096 and encodes 637 amino acids. Gene Ontology annotation, molecular function: protein binding. NCBI's taxonomy places the organism in Eukaryota, Metazoa, Chordata, Aves, Passeriformes, Paridae. The record is from RefSeq and is a predicted model, not a curated record. The transcript is spliced from 7 exons.
CUCACUGUCACCAGAGCUCUGUGCUGCUGUGUGGGAGCUCUGCUUCCCUCUCCCAUGCCCUCUCCCAGGCCCUCGCCGCUCCCAGCGUCGGAAAGGUGUGAGGUAACCACUCCCUUCCUACAGCUCUGCCUGGGGAAGCAGCACUGCUCUGCAGAACUGAAUGAGCUCUAGAAACAUUCCCAAUGAAGACCUUGAGUUCUGAGGAUAUUUACAGAGAGGAAGUUUGGAGAUCAACCAUGAAUCCCAAGGCAGAAGAGAAGAGGAAGCAGCGCCAUAGCUUGACUUUAUUGGAGCAAGUAAAGCGAAUGAAGGAAUCAACACAGAUAAUCGAUGUGGUGCUGGUUGCAGAAGGCGAGAAAUUCCCCUGCCAUAAGGUGGUGCUGGCUGCCUUCAGUGCCUAUUUCAAAGCCAUGUUCACGUGUGGCUUGGCAGAGUGUGUGCAGAGGGAAGUGGUGCUGCAUGACGUCUCUGCCGAGAGCGUGUCGGUGAUCCUGCACUACAUGUACAGCGCGGAGCUGCGCCUCACCAACCACAACGUGCAGACUGUCGCCCUCGCUGCCUACUUCAUGCAGAUGGAAGAGGUCUGCAAUGCGUGUCAGAAGUACAUGAUGGACCAUAUGGAUGCUUCCAACUGCUUGGGCAUCUACUAUUUCGCAAACCACAUUGGGGCAGAAGAUUUAUGUGACCAAGCGAGGAAAUACGUGUAUCAGCAUUUUGCUGAGGUGAGCUUGCAGGAAGAAAUACUAGAGAUCGAAUUCCAGCAGCUGAUGAAUCUGAUCAAAUCAGAUGAUCUGAAUAUUUCCAGGGAGGAGAGCAUUCUGGACCUCGUCAUUAGAUGGGUCAAGCACAGCAGAGAGUCACGUUUAGAACAUCUUGUUGAGCUCCUCAAGCAAGUGCGACUGGUACUGGUCAGCCCCUCUUUUCUUGUGGAAGCCCGGAAAAGGAACACAAUUAUUCUGUGCAAUUCAGAAUGCAAUGAUAUGUUUGAGGAAGCACUGAAAACCAUCCAGCUGUCCAGCCACCCUUCCCUCAGCCUGCGAUACGGCAUGGAGACUACGGACCUCCUGCUCUGCAUUGGCAACAACUCCCAAGGCAUCAGGUCCAGGCAUGGCAGCUAUGCAGAUGCCAGCUUUUGUUACGCUCCUGCCACACGAAAGACUUACUUCAUUUCCUCCCCGAAGUAUGGAGAGGGUUUAGGAUGUGUUUGCACUGGUGUUGUCACUGAGAAAAAUGAUAUCAUUGUGGCAGGCGAGGCAAGCGCCGUCAAAAUGUCUAGACAAAGGACCAGGAACAUUGAAAUUUAUAGGUACCACCAGCGAGGAAACCACUUUUGGCACAGUCUGUGCACCACUGAGCUCCGUGAGCUCUACGCACUGGGCACUGCCCACAACGACCUCUAUGUAAUAGGAGGGCAAAUGAAAGUGAAAAACCAGUAUCUGGUCACAAACUGUGUGGAGAAGUAUUCCAUGGAGCAAGGCACCUGGAGAAGCACGGCCCCUCUGCCAGUUCCAUUGGCCUGCCACAUGGUGGUGACGGUGAAGGACAAGCUGUACGUGCUGGGCGGAUGGACACCACAGAUGGAUCUGCCUGACGAGGAGCCGGAUCGAUUAAGUAACAGAAUGUUUCAGUACGACCCGGGCCAAGACAAAUGGGUGGAAAAAGCUCCAAUGAAGUUCUCCAAGUACCGCUUCAGCACAGCCGUAGUCAACGGGGAGAUUUAUGUCUUGGGAGGAAUUGGGUGCCUUGGUUAUGACAGAGGACAGACACGGAAAUGCCUUGAUGCAGUGGAGAUUUAUAACCCUGAUGGAGACUUUUGGAGGGAUGGACCCCCUAUGCCUUCUCCCCUCCUCUCCUUGCGGACAAACUCUACCAGCGCAGGCUCUGUGGAAGGGAAGCUGUACCUCUGUGGAGGAUUUCAUGGAGCAGCUCGUCAUGAAGUUAUCACCAAAGAGAUCCUUGAGCUGGAUACGUGGGAGAACCAGUGGAACGUGGUGGCCACCGAUGUCCUCAUGCACGACAGUUACGAUGUUUGCCUCGUUGCUCGGCUGAACCCACGGGAUCUUAUCCCUCCUCCUCCAGACUUAGUGAGCCAAUAGAAGUUCAGUGCCUCCAGAUUCUGCAGAGACUGGAGAAUCUGGGGAAACAAAUGCUGCAUUGGCUCUGGAUCACAGCUGAGUCCCACAAAGAGGAAAGGGCAACAUGUGCUUAAGGACAUAAUUGCCUUUGAGCUGUGCUUAUCUGAUGAUGCUUAAUUUGACAGUGCUGGUGCUCUGGACUUCUGUGGAUGAAAGCCAAGGUUGUCCAGCCUUUGUGUGUGGCUCUUCAAUCUGGUUGUGAACGCCCCAGUGCUGGGUGAAGCCUGGGCUGCUGGGACCUUUUGCCUCACAGGCACAAUGACAGCCCAGGGCUCAGCUCACCGCAGGUGUAUGACAGAAAGCUCUAGCCAGGGAAAUUCCUGCUUUGCUGCUCAUCCCACUUGGAUCUACUAAGCCAUGCAGGAAGCUAAGAGAUAGAUUAAGUCAGCUGAUGAAAAACAAGUGCCAGACUGUAAUUGACUGAUGCAAAGGUAAAACAUAGAAAAGCCUUUGUUUGAAACAAAAUCCCAUUAGCCAAGGUCCAUUAGCCAAGAACACCAGCUCCUGCAAACAUUAUCCAAAGCACAGACAUAACAGUCAAGACAUCCUGUCUUUGCUAAUAGACCUGAACCCGUGCUAGUAGAAAACAAAUCCUUUGGCAGCAAGUCACAAACGAGUCUGUCAGUCGGGCUGGUAGACAGUCUCUACCAAAGACAAGAAGAAUCUUAAAUUUUCAUAUAAAUCCUAUUUAUUACGAAGUCUGGUGUGACCAGGAUCUUAGAGCUCAGGAAACUUUCCUUGAGAGAUGAAUAAAGGGAUGCAAACUAAAAAGUAAUAAAUGAGACGAGUAUUAUCUGCACAUCAGCAUUGCAGCUACAGGAAAGGAGAAAUGUGCUAAACAAUAAAUGUUUAUAUAAUGGGAAUAGCUGUAAUGGAGUAUCAUAAGGCUAAUUUUCUACCAACAGAAUUGGCUAUAAUCACAGGGAAGAGGAACAAUUCAAACAGUGCUUCUGAAGGCAGUGUUAGCCUUUGUAGGGCUUGAAGACAGUAGGUUAGAGAGAAAAUUGUUGCUAGUUCUGCUAUGCCAUUUGAAUUACCAAUAACUGUUCAUCAGUUCUCUGGUGCCUCCCUUGCAAUGUAUCUGUCCCUGCCUGGGCAUUACAGACAAGAGAACUGGAAAUCUCAUGGUGCUCUUGGGCCUCAGUUGUAAAUGACAGCAUGCUGCAAUACAGACUGAAUGUCAGGGACAAACAUCAGACUAAACUAUGAUAUUGUAUGAGAAUAAUUAUUGUCAGCAAGAAGUGGCCUUGAUAACUACAAAAGCAGCAACAAAAGUGGAAUAAAAAACAAAGGCAAAGAAAUGAAGGUAGUUUAUCCAUAGUUACUUCCAGAAUUUGUAUUUUAGAGCAUCACAAUUUUCUCUUUCAAGCCUGUUUUAGACUGCAAAAAUGUCAGCUUUUUAUGUUGCUUUUUUGACUGCAGUGCUUAUGGCAGAGAGAGAUGGAGAGGAUGAUCCAAAAGCCCUUUUCCAAUUCUGACUUUUGUUUUUCAUUAAUUAUUCUAUAAAUAUCCAGUGGGAAUAUCAAGCUGUCAUGUAAAAACUGUUAGAAGGAAGAUCAGUAAGUUUUUCUGGUAACUCUAGUAGGACACUGAGGAAUGCUCAGACAAGAAGGGAUUUGGGGGGGAAGAAAUUCAGGAAAACACAUAGAAAAGGAAUGAAUCCAUGAGCCUUACAGCUAAUUCUUUGUCUUCCUUUACAUUUCCCAAGCAGAAUGUGUAUCACAGCCUAAACAUUUACUCUUGUGUUUGCAUAAUUUUUGUAUUAUUCUGCCAUCCUUUUUUUCUUUCCAUUGCUCAUAGGUAGGCUGUUAUCUGCCAAGAACGGAGUUGUGACAACCGUGAACUUCAGCAGUAAAAAUCAGUGACCAGCUCCUAAAAUUGCAACCCCUCUGGUCAUCAAGUGCAGUUGAAGGUGUAAGAUCAAGGAGACAAACUCUGAUUUAAUAAGUUUUUAAACAAACUCAGUAGAAAGUUCUUCCAAUAAAUAACCAUCCAAUUUUAGAAACUCUUUGACUUUUGCUGUUACUGUGAAAUAAAGGUAAUUUUGUUCUCAUUUCUCUACAAGGCUCUUAAGGCAGCUGGAAGCAAUGCUCUUGAGCAUCCAUUAAGGGCUUCCUUGUGGAACCCAGGUUCUGCAACUGUACCUAUUGAUUUUGCACUUUUAUUUUUUUAAAGAAGGGUUGUUUUAAAGGAAUGUUUUUUGAUCUUUGGUUUUUGCUCUGUGGUCUAUUCCUUACAGUUCUUGUGCUUUAAAGCCUGGGGUAAUCUACUGGAUUUGACUCUCCAAAAGACAUCUAUUUGGAAUAUUUAAAGAGAAGAAGGGAAAUAAUUGCAACCUUUCAUUACUAAUAUUUGACCAUGUAUGUGAAACUCAGCUGGCACUCUUCAAUUAAACUUUUAUUUCAGUAGUGA